Molecule: messenger RNA, 1694 nt
Organism: Bursaphelenchus okinawaensis
Lineage: Eukaryota; Metazoa; Nematoda; Chromadorea; Rhabditida; Aphelenchoididae
Source: the annotation of a GenBank genome assembly
AUGCCUCCAAAACGAAAAUCUACUACAGAAAGCCAGAUUGCUGCUAAAACGGCCAAGAAAGGAGGACCACCACCAGAUGCCAAGUAUUCUGUCAAUGAUACUGUUAUGUGCAAAUAUGGAAACGUCUUUUAUGAAGCCAAGAUUUUAGCGAUUGAUCCAGAUGACGGAUAUUUUAUACAUUACCAGGUACUAUUUUUAUUUUUUGUUUAUUCUUCUAGAUUUAUAACAAAGGUUUCACAGCUAAUUGAUUGGUAGUUUUAAUCCUUAGAAGCGGAAGAAAGUUGUUUAUUGCUGUAAAUUUAAGAAUCGAUUAUAAUUCUAUUGCUUUUCAGGGGUGGAACAAGCGAUACGAUGGGUUUGUUGGAUUCACAGAAUCAAAUACUCGCUUCAAAACGUACGAUCAAGAUGAAAUAAAGAAGAUAAAGGUAAAAAAAAAUAUUUGUAUUAUUAAUUUGUUGUUUAGGAACAAGUUUCUAAAGAAAAGUCGGCUACUCCGAAGGCGAACAAGCCUAAAGCUACGCCUAAAACAAAAGAACGAUCUCGAAAUACCUCAACGAUCUCCGAAGAUGAUGUGAAACCUCAAGAGAAAGUCGUCGGUUCAAAGCCUCGAAUUUCUUCAAGAACUGCCGAAAAGCAAAAGCCUGAUUGUAAGUUUUGAAAAAACGUAGUUUUUAAUUAAUUAGUUGGUAUUUUGACUAUAUGAUGUUAUUAUCUGUGCUUUAAUGUUUCUAGUUGGCUCUUCGCGGACUCCGAAGAGCAAAAAAGAAGAAAACAGUUAUAAUGGGAACAUAGUAACACCAACAGCGAAAAAACGAACAGAUGUUACAAUUAAACUGGAAUCAGGCACAAAAUUGAUCGGACCAGAUUUGGCUGAGAUGCUGACAGAUGAACAAGAGAUGAUAACAAGACGAUACCGGCUUCCUAGAACGCCAGCCGAGAAGACAGUUUACAAUUUGUUUGAAAAUGUAAGUUAAUUUUGAGUUUUCUUAUAUUUUGAGUACCAAGCAAGGUAUUUUUUAAUUGUGUAUCAGUAUUGAUGUGGGACAGAAAUAAUAUUUAAAGAGAAAAUUGCUUUUUACAUAUAUACAACGAAGUAAUUUUAGUACUGUAAGCACCACAAUACACAAUUAACGAAAAUGGAUAAGAUGAUGGAUUUGUCAAAAGCAAAGAAUCUGGUCGAACCAACUCAUAUUAAUCGAGUAGAUUGUUGUGCUGGCCUCAUCAAUAUGUUUGAGAUAUGCGUGACUAGUGUUCUGAUCUAUCCGUUUGAGAAGGAGCACAUCAAGACAAUAAUAGAAAACGAAACAGAAGGAGAAGGUAAGUUUUUUGUUUUUUUAAUGGUUAUUAUGUCACAAAGCGAUCACAAUAUUUGAGCUUUCUAUAGGCAAUUUUUUUAGUCUGAUGCAAUGUUAAUUGAGUCAAUACCUAUAGGAUUUUGCCAAUUUUUAGACGAAAACCGACUUCUCCGACUGUCAAAGUUCUUGGGCGUGACGUACUUGUUGAGGAUGCUCUCCAGAAUCCACGAGAUCAUCGAGAAGACCGACAUUCCAGGCCAGAACGCCAAGGUGGUCAUGGAAGUGUGCUACGAUUUGGCCAGGUAUCUUGGUGACCAUCUUGAAAAGUAUUUCGUAGCGGAUUCUUAUUAUGUUCAGCCUGCUAGCGAUUACAUUCGUCGCAAUUCCAACUUGUCAUAA